AUGGUAGAAGGCAGUCCACCACCCCUACCAGAUUUAACUCCGGCUCCCGUGUGUAAGGGCUGCCACUUGCGCAUCCGAGACAAAUACCUGCUCCGCGUCCACGACGGUCUCUGGCACGAGAGCUGUCUUCAGUGCGUUACAUGCCAUGAGCCCCUCACGCUUUCCUGCUUCCUGCGAGACAACAAACUUUACUGUAGACGUGACUACACCAAGUUGUUUGCGGCGCGCUGCAGUGCGUGUGAGGAGGUGAUCUGUGCGUCGGAGCUGGUGAUGGUGGUGUCCAAGGCCGUGUUCCACCUGACCUGCUUCCGCUGCAGCGUGUGUGGAGAGGGGCUGCAGAGGGGGGACCAGUGCGUCCUGAAGGAGGGACGGCUGCUCUGCCUUGCAGACUAUCACCACAGACCUGCCAGCCCAGACACCAGUCUAUCAGGUAAAAGUGAUGAGGAUGAGGAGGAGGAUGAUGAGGAUGACGAAGACGACAAGGCUGCCAACGAGCACAGCAGGAGCAGUGGCGGCAGUGGCAGCAGCUCGGACCACAAGAGGCCCAAACGGCCACGCACCAUCCUCACCACCCAGCAGAGACGCGCCUUCAAAGCCUCCUUCGAGGUCUCCUCCAAGCCCUGCAGAAAGGUCAGAGAGACGUUGGCAUCAGAGACGGGUCUGAGUGUUCGGGUUGUCCAAGUCUGGUUCCAGAACCAGAGAGCCAAGAUGAAGAAGCUGGCCAGACGACAACAGCAGCAGCAGCAACAGCAGACAUCUCCCCAAGACACACACGAUGGAACAGGAUUACACACAGUGACCUCCUGUGGAGCGCUGACCUCUGACCUGGAAGCACUAGUCUCCUUCUCCAGCCUGCCCCCCCAGCAGCACCACCAGCAGCAGCAGGCCAUCGCCAUAGAGACGCAGGGCUACAAGAUGGACCAUUUCAGGCAGGGCCUCACCCCCCCACAGAUGCCCGGAGAUCACAUGCACCCCUACGGCUGUAAGUCCCUUUACGCGGAGUUGGAGGAGGCCUCCCUCUGUCACCUAGGAGACUGUCUGCCGUCAAGUGAGCCGUCCCUGUUAACGCCCAUCGACCGCCUCUACUCCAUGCAGGAGUCCUACUUCACCUCCUGAGCCCUGAACACACACACUGAAUAGAGCGCGCUCUCUCUAUCGCUCUCUCUCUCUGUCUCUCUCUUUCUCUCUCUCUCUCUGCCUCUCUCUCUCUCUCUCUGCCCCCCCUCUCUCUCCCUCCCUGCUCAUUGACCAUCUGUACUUCAUGCAGGAAUCCUCCUUCCCCUCUAGUACUGCUGCUUACCCCCUACCCCCUCAAAGGAUACCCGCUCCAAGUUUCAAUUCCAAUUCCCUCAGUAUUUUCCACUCUUAAUAUACAAUUUCAAUGCCAUUAGUCAGCAUGUGCGUGAUUGUGUGUGCGCAGACGUGUGCACGUGUGAAUGUGUUAAUGGAGAGGAUGCGUAUAACAGUAUGAGAGGUGGACAGGAAGCGAAUGGGGAGAGAGACGGGGCGGGGUCGGCAAAUGACCCAGGCCGGGAAUCAAACCCGGGUCAGCCAUAUAGCAGACAAGUGCCCUACCGGGCCCCGCAAAAUGGCCAUGUUUCUCUCGCGCUGCAUAUGGAGAGGAGAAGGUUUG
Molecule: messenger RNA, 1633 nt
Organism: Engraulis encrasicolus (European anchovy)
Lineage: Eukaryota; Metazoa; Chordata; Actinopteri; Clupeiformes; Engraulidae
Gene: lmx1a
Product: LIM homeobox transcription factor 1, alpha
Exons: 8
Coding region: 1-1116 (371 amino acids)
Biological process (GO): neuron differentiation; regulation of transcription by RNA polymerase II
Cellular component (GO): nucleus
Molecular function (GO): DNA-binding transcription factor activity, RNA polymerase II-specific; RNA polymerase II transcription regulatory region sequence-specific DNA binding
Source: RefSeq, a predicted model, not a curated record